AUGGCCAAGGUUUUAAAAGCCAUCGGCGGCAUCGGCGACAAGAUGACAUCAAGAGGCUUCCUCAUGUCCGCGCUAGGUACUUCAACUUUCGGUUCCCUUCCAAGCCUCAUCAUGCCCUUCCUCGGCGGGGCUAUGGUCGAUCCUAUAAUAUUCGGUACCAUCACAUCUGGCCUCAUUAUCGUCAUCAGUGCGAUUGGGAGCAUUGUCGUUUACAUUAAAUCCCGCCAAAAUUCCCGUCGUGCGAUCGAAAAGUCAGCAUUCGGACGAAUCUUGACGGAUAAAGAACGCAAAGAACGCAAAACAGAGUACAAAAACGCCAAACUCAAGGCUAAGCUGGAUAAAAAGGCAGAGCAAGCACAGCUGAAGGCAGAAGAGAAAGAAUUAAAGAGCGAACAAGCUAAAUUGAAAUCUUUAGCGAAAGCCGAAGCGAAGUUGUUGAAGAAGCAGACAAAACAGGUAAAGAAGGAGACGCUCCAAAAGAAGAUUACUGGCUUGCCCUUGAAGAUUGUUUUGGGAAGUGUCAAGUUUUUGAACACUCUCGCAGUAGAGAUUCCGAAAGCCAGUGUACCGGAUGUUCCCACUGACGCGGUGCUGGGUGCGGUGCAGGGCGAUAUUUUGCCAACGGAACCGACCGAUGCAGUCUCAUUAGCUAAGACUCAGCUAGAUGUCGGUGAAGCCAGCGAAAAGCUACCAUCUACAGGUCUUGAUGAAGCCGAGGGGAACUUGCCAGAGACAACUCUUGGUGAAGUCGAUGAAAAGCUAUCAGCGGUGGACCCUCAGACCGGUCCUGUGGCACCAACCCCUCUCGAGCUCACAACUACACAGCCAGUUCCAAUUACUCCUAUAACAAGCGCCCCCGGGUCGACACCGAUGCCUAUCACACCAAUCUAA
Orbilia oligospora ATCC 24927 is the source of this 891-nucleotide messenger RNA. RefSeq lists its product as uncharacterized. Bases 1 to 891 code for a protein of 296 amino acids. Lineage: Eukaryota; Fungi; Ascomycota; Orbiliomycetes; Orbiliales; Orbiliaceae. The transcript has a single exon. The record is from RefSeq and is a predicted model, not a curated record.